Aspergillus ochraceoroseus IBT 24754 is the source of this 1081-nucleotide messenger RNA. RefSeq lists its product as uncharacterized. Lineage: Eukaryota; Fungi; Ascomycota; Eurotiomycetes; Eurotiales; Aspergillaceae. Bases 93 to 581 code for a protein of 162 amino acids. The record is from RefSeq and is a predicted model, not a curated record. The transcript has 4 exons.
AUUAACCCAGUUGAACAAUCAGGAGAAGGAGUCGAGAAUUCGACGCUUUUGCCAAUCAAUCCAAUUAUAGAGUCAUACCACAACAAACCAACAUGCCACGCCUUCUCCUUUUCCUCCUGGCUUUUCUUUUCUGUGCAUCCUUCACACUAGCUUCUUCUCCUACCUCAUUCUGCAAAUGCACUUGCUUCUCAAAUAGCACCAUCAUCCCUCUCGAUCCAGACAAAGCAGACUCCUCAUCGUCCUUCAAUAGCAUGCUUAAUGUCCUGACUCGAAGUGAGGAUAUUGAUGCCGUCAAUGAGAAGAGGACCGGAAACUACCGUCCGCUGAGCUGUAACGACUGCAAUCGGAAAUUCUGUCUGGGCUAUGACCUGCCCACCUGCAAGGGUGCGAAAGAAGAAGAUGUUUUCACAACUUGUUUCCAAAGGGAUUCCAGAAAGGACGAGGCUAUAGUCUUUAUAUUUAUCAUUGCUACCGGCAGCUUGCUGCUGUGGGCUGUUUUGAAGCCGUGGGUGGAAAAGUGGCUGGAGGCUGCGCGAGAACGACGAUCUUACAUCCCUGUCUCCGAAAGUCCCCAGCUUUGAGUUUUGGGUUUUCUUCUCAACCAAGCUCUAUAUGUAUAUAUAUCGCAGGCGAUACCGACCUUAUGAAAUGUUUAUGUUUUCUACAAAAACAAAUUCUUAGUCUCUCUCUUCAUUGUCGCAUAAGUCGCGUAUUGCUUCUAUGUAACCCUUGAUAGGGGCUUGAUUAGUCAACAAAGCCAUACUAUGUACUCUUCAUCCAUCCUAGUCGAUGGAUGAUAUUGAGUAUUUGGCUGGCUGUUAAUCUCUUCGCUGAAGGAACAUUUCCACGCUUCAAGAUAGGUAGGCAAUAUCCGAGCAAAGCUUGGAGAGUCCUUACCACCUUCCACUCCUAAACUUAGCCGGCGGAUGAUGAACUUACUAGGAGCGUCCUCUGCAUUCGAAGGCUGGGUUCUGUCUGUUUUCCUGAAAUCUGAAGUGUUAGAUUCCUCUUUCUCUUUGUUGCAAAGAAGGAGCUCGGACCAGCGAGCUUUGCAGUGAGACCCCCCGCUAGGAAGUGUAAA